Molecule: messenger RNA, 1263 nt
Organism: Arctia plantaginis
Lineage: Eukaryota; Metazoa; Arthropoda; Insecta; Lepidoptera; Erebidae
Source: the annotation of a GenBank genome assembly
AUGGCAAACUUGAAUUUUCAACAAGCACCUAGAAGCCUAGCGAGUGGCGGUGUGGGUAGUCGCGUCAGCUCAGGGCUGGUGGGCGGCGUUUCAGGCCAUGUGACGCCUACGUUUGGAGGCGCCCUGUCGCCAGGUCGGGGCUCUACUGCCAUGCCUGGGGGCGCUCCACCCUCCAUGGCAUCUCGUUCAACACUUUUCGGCCAGCGAGCAUUUGCUGACCGUAGAGUACCUAUGCCGAACACUUUAACUCAACCUCAUUCAAAUUCCAUGUCGAGCAUGGGCAAUCUGUCUCGAUUCAAUCCAGGCAGUAAUUACCACUCAGUUUUUGGCGAGGGUGGUGACACAUCAACGCCGCCACUAUUGGACCUUAGCGAGUUCCCAUCGCUUACAGCACGUGGGGCAGGUGACCAGGCCCCUGCUGCUGCACCACCACCCCCAGGCUCUAAACCUUACGUGGGUAUGGUGAAGCAGCCUACAUCUGAGCAGUCGGAGUUUACAAUGUCUUCAGAGGACUUCCCGGCGCUUCCUGGCACAUCGAGCAGUGGAGGGGCAGCACCUCAGCCACCUUCAGGUCCCGCGCCUCCGCCGCCCGACUUUGCCAAUCACAACGCCGAUAAGCCUAGAAAAGGGAUACAGACCUCACCUGAUGUUGUCAGUCAAGGAGCACAUACGGAAUUCUAUGGUAAAGUUACGAAUAUACCAGAGACAAUGAUACCAAAUCAAUUUGGUAUUGUGGGACUAUUAACAUUUAUCCGAGCAGCAGAGUCGGAUCCCAGUUUAGUUUCGUUGGCGUUAGGGCAGGAUCUAACUGCACUUGGACUGAAUCUAAAUUCCCCAGACAACCUUUAUCUAACUUUUGCUGGACCUUGGGCGGACACGCCUUGCAGACCACAAGACAUGGAUUAUCACGUGCCUCCUGAAUAUUUAAUUAAUGGAUCUAUUAGAGAAAAACUUGCGCCUCUGCGACUGAGUCGAUAUAAGGAAGACCUCUUAUUUUAUUUGUUCUACUGUUUCGUGGGUGACGUGCUGCAAAUUGCAGCUGCAGCUGAACUUUACAAUCGUGAAUGGCGGUAUCAUAUGGAGGAGAAGGUGUGGAUCUCUCAGGCGCCGGGCAUGCCGAUGGUGGAAAAAACGUCAACGUACGAACGUGGCACAUAUUACUUUUUCGAUGCGCACAACUGGCGUAAGGUGGCGAAAGAAUUUCACUUGGACUACAGCAAGCUGGAGGGGCGACCGCAACUGCCGCCGCAUGUGCUCACGUAG